Messenger RNA from Gryllus bimaculatus (two-spotted cricket), 2464 nucleotides. Lineage: Eukaryota; Metazoa; Arthropoda; Insecta; Orthoptera; Gryllidae. The record is from the annotation of a GenBank genome assembly.
GAAUCGAGAGCAAGCAGUUCACAUUCUGAUGAAGGAGGCAAGAGCGAGCAGGUCACUUCUGAUGUAGGAAGCGAGAGCAAGAGGUUUAGAUUCCGAUGGGGAGGCGAGAGCCAUGAAAGUUUCAUUUGGCCCUGGGGACGCCGCUGAACGCGUUACCACUCGCCGCCGAAUGCUGCACCGCGAGACGCCACACCGCAGCCGCGCCGCCGCCCGAAUGCAUCGCCGCUACAUCGCGGACCGCUUCAGUGUCGUUCAGGCCAGGACGAACACCGGGCAAUGACGCUGUGAGCACUCGAACUCAAGACCACGACUCACGAGCCGAGUCGCAACCAGUUACCGGGAGCCACACCAUCUGCACGACGGAUCAGGCGUUGCCCCGGACGCCACCACUCACCUGCCUUGCGAAGGGGCGACCCAGCUGAGGACGAUCAGCAGGAAGCCAGGGUCGCGCUGUCGCCUGACCGCAUACACCAGACGGCCAAGGGAAAGAACAGCUGCUUGCGUCACAGGGCUCAUGGGCGCCGUCCUGCCUGAAGGACGAACUCUAGCCUAAAUGGCCAUAGUGGAUGGCGAAGUUAUUAGCUCAAUUGGAAAUGGCCUCUGUGUAUUAAUAGGGAUUUCCCGCGAAGAUUCUGCCAGUGACAUUGAGUACAUAGUCCGUAAAAUAUUGAACAUAAGAUUGUUUAAUGGAGAAAAUGGUAAAAGAUGGGAUGUUAGUGUAAAAGAAAAAGGUCUGGAGAUUCUUUGUGUCAGCCAGUUUACAUUGUACCACUGUUUGAAAGGAAACAAGCUGGAUUUUCGUAAUGCUAUGACAGCUGAAAAUUCAGAAGAGUUUUACCAAACUUUUCUCAUGACUUUAAAGAGGCAGUACAAGCCUGAACUAGUUAAAGAUGGAAAAUUUGGAGCGUACAUGAAUGUUCAGAUCGAGAAUGAUGGACCUGUUACAAUUGAGUUGGAAUCCCCGAAGAAACAACAAUGAAAUGAAGCAGUAGCAUAUGUGCAUUAAUGGCCACUCCUCCUGCGACCGUCGCUGAUAGAUAUCAAAACCUGGUAUUGAGAACUUGAUUUGUGGCAACAGGUUCCGUGCAUUUUGAAUAAUGGUGGUUACCUAAACACCUAACGCUUCUCGUAGCGCGCCCACAGUUAGCUUGAGUGUGAUCAAAUCUUUGGCAGUUUUUACACUGAAUUGGUAAUUUUUGGUUGGAUCUAGGAAAUACCAUAAUAACACUAUAUAAAAAUCUAUCUAAGGCUAGAAUGCUCCUUCCCUUGUUAUUGUCCUCUAAAUCUACAGCACAGGUUGUUAAUGGUUUUUUGUCUUUUCCAUGAAGGCGAGUUACUUUCAUUACUGGGUAUUUUUUCACUAGUUCUUCGAAGAUUUCGGUUUCACUAUAUAGUGUGAAUAUCUUUAAUAACAAUUGAAAAUGUUUUUACGCUUGUGUCACGAAACGUGUGGUAUUCUAUGUUGUUUUCGUUACAAAAUUUACGAAGAUCUCUAAAAUCUUCUAUUGAAUUAAGUUUUACUUUCAUUCUGUCUGCUUUUAUUUUUGUUGUAAAAUCUUCUUUAACUACAGUUUUAAUGUCAUUUAUUAACAGUUGAAAAUUUUCCGCUUUGUGUAUAAUUAUAGGAGGAAUUUUAAUCACUGUUUCCGCGGCACUGAUAUGUUCGUCCUCAUCUGUAUCGUUAUUUAAUGUUUCGAACCUGUUUCCUGUAGGAAUAGCAUAUCGUGAAACAGAUCCAGUUUUUUGCCUUUUGCGCUCACUUUGUUCUGUUGGGGCAGGUGCACUGUGUUGCAAGGCCGGCCAACUAGAGCGUUGGCUGUUUUGUACUUAAGUUAAUCACCAUUAAUGUCCCUCAAUUUAAUUUGGCAUCAGUGUUUAAAAAAAUGUCAUGACUGAAAGGACAAUAAUGAAAAUCUUUUCUUAAUAAUUAAAAUCAAUUGAAUAUCUAAAAGGCAAUACUAUGUAAUUCUGAGUGUAUGAUGUGAUAUUGUGUGUAAUUGAGCAACUUGCUGUGGUUGUGGGCAAUUAAUAUAAUGUCAGAAAGCAAAUUUACAAGUCUAAAAACUAUUUUGGGAUAAAUCGAUUUGAAGUAGAUUCUGUUAAAUCUACUCGAUAUCUUUUCCUACAUAGGGCAUAAAAUCUCUUCUUCUAACACAUAAGAUGGAUUUUUUCCUGAAUAUCCAAGCCUCAGGACUCAAAUAUUUUAUUGAUCAAAAGAAUAGUAGAAAUCUGCAUUGGCAGUGUAAAUAAAGUUAUAGUUUCACUUGUAUACACAUAAAAUGUACCAAAUUAAAGGUGUUUGUUUCUCAUAUGAAAAGUCUUCCUAACUGUUUGCCUUGUGAACUAUAUACAUAGCUCUUUGUACAAUAGUUUGGGAUUGUUACCAGGAAAUUUACACUAUUUUCUAAACAUAUUUUUUCACAACUGCUAAAUGACGAUUUAAAGAAUUCUUUUAUGAAUGAUA